CAGCUGGACCUCCGCUAUUGAAUAUACCACCUCUCCGCCUCUUCCGCCCGCAUCCUUAUCCUUCCACUCCCAUCUGCACCGCCGCCUCUCCAUCAGCGACUUUGAUGGCCGUCAUCGAGUUUGAGACCGAGAAGGUCGCGGUGGGGGAGGACGGGCCGCGUACACCCCAGGAGCCGUUUCGUGACCUCCGUUCGAGCACAGAAUCAAGCGCAUCUUCUUCGACAGAGGAUUCCAUCACGAGGCUGAAGGAAUCCCGAGACCUCGAGUCACAGUCUCCCCAGGCGACUCCAGUGGCCGAGCACUAUGUGUCCGUUCGUUCAAAACUGGUGUUCCUGGCAGCCUACUUCUUUCUCAACCUAUUCUUAACUCUGUCGAAUAAGUCUGUGCUGGGCACGGCAAAGUUUCCGUGGCUCCUGACUGCAGUGCACUGUUCUGCGACUUCGAUCGGAUGUUUCGCCAUGCUCGGCCUCGGCGCUCUCAAGCUGUCUACGCUCGGAACGCGUGAGCAUUGGACCUUGGUCGCCUUCUCGUUUCUUUUCACCAUCAAUAUCGCCAUCUCGAACGUUUCCUUGUCGAUGGUGUCGGUGCCGUUUCAUCAAAUCGUGCGGUCGACGACACCCGUUAUCACGAUCCUUAUUUAUCGAUUUGCAUACGCCAGGACCUACGCAAGCCAGACCUAUCUUACCAUGAUUCCGCUCAUCUCCGGCGUGGCUCUGGCAACUGUUGGCGAUUACUAUGCGACUCUUGCCGGUUUCACAAUGACCUUGCUCGGAGUGUUUUUGGCAUCGGUAAAGACCGUAGCUACGAACAGGCUUAUGACCGGCUCUCUCAAACUUUCUGCGCUCGAAGUGCUACUACGAAUGUCCCCGUUGGCGGCUAUUCAGUGCGUGUUCUACGGCUAUCUCACUGGAGAAGCAGACCAGUUCCGGAUAGCCUUCGCUGAAGGCCAGUUCUCGGGCACUUUCGGCGCUGCGCUGCUCGUCAACGCAAUGACCGCAUUCCUGCUGAAUAUCGUGGGAUUCCAAGCGAACAAAAUGGCCGGAGCGCUCACAAUCACCGUUUGCGGCAACGUGAAGCAGGCGCUGACGAUAUUGUUGGGCAUUGUGUUAUUCCAUGUGCAGGUGGGAAUGCUGAAUGCAGUAGGCAUGCUUAUUACAAUAGCCGGCGCAGCUUGGUAUAGCCAAGUGGAAUUGUCAUCGCGAGCGAAACGGUAGCGCGCGGCAGUUGACCAUCUUUUGCAUAGCAUUUAGCGCGAAGAUACCCCAGCAAAUCGAGUAACCCUC
Messenger RNA from Sphaerulina musiva SO2202, 1283 nucleotides. RefSeq names its product TPT-domain-containing protein. Gene Ontology annotation, cellular component: Golgi apparatus. The record is from RefSeq and is a predicted model, not a curated record. NCBI's taxonomy places the organism in Eukaryota, Fungi, Ascomycota, Dothideomycetes, Mycosphaerellales, Mycosphaerellaceae. Gene Ontology annotation, molecular function: antiporter activity. The coding region runs from base 105 to 1214 and encodes 369 amino acids. The transcript has 3 exons.